AUGGCGGCCUGGCAGAAGCUUCCGGUGACCAUGGUUCACACUUCAGGAUGGAUUACGGGUCCAGAGAUGAGCAAAAUGGAGUCAGGGAGUCACCUUGGGAGUUGGCUCAGAGAAGCUCAGAGGACACUUACUGCGGGUGCCCUGACGUCACGGCGGCAGCCUGAGGAAUUAGCUCGCAUGCCUAUGGGACUCCCCGUCGAGAGGGAAAAUGUGCAGAAGAGGACUUUCACACGAUGGAUAAACCUACACCUCGAAAAGUGCGACCCACCUCUAGAAGUUACAGACCUGUUUGUUGAUAUCCAAGAUGGCAAAAUCCUAAUGGCUUUGUUAGAAGUCCUCUCUGGGCGAAAUCUGCUGCAUGAAUACAAAUCCUCAUCACAUCGUAUUUUUCGGUUGAACAACAUAGCAAAAGCACUUAAGUUUCUGGAAGAUAGCAAUGUCAAGCUGGUUAGCAUUGAUGCAGCAGAAAUAGCGGACGGAAACCCCUCGCUGGUUCUCGGGCUGAUAUGGAACAUCAUUCUCUUCUUCCAGAUAAAGGAGCUCACGGGCAACCUCAGCAGGAGUUCUCCAUCUUCCAGCUUGUCACCUGGCUCGGGGGGCACAGACUCCGACUCCUCCUACCCACCCACCCCCACCACGGAAAGGAGUGUGGCGGUAGCAGUGAAAGACCAGAGAAAGGCCAUCAAGACCCUGCUGGCCUGGGUGCAGAGGAAAACAAGGAAGUAUGGCGUGGCCGUCCAAGACUUUGCGGGCAGCUGGAGGAGUGGGCUGGCUUUCCUGGCUGUCAUCAAAGCUAUUGACCCCAGCCUGGUGGACAUGAAGCAGGCUCUGGAGGACUCCACCCGGGAAAAUCUAGAGAAGGCCUUCAGCAUUGCACAUGAUGUUCUUCACAUUCCCAGGCUCCUGGAGCCGGAAGAUAUCAUGGUUGACAUGCCGGAUGAGCAGUCCAUUGUGACUUAUGUGGCGCAGUUUCUAGAACGCUUUCCGGAGUUGGACCCUGAAGAUUUUGUGAAUCCAGACAAAGAAGCCCCCAUUGAGUCCACCUUUGUCCGAAUCAAAGAAAGCCCUUCUGAACAGGAAAGCCGAGUCCUUCUCCUCAGCGAGAAUGGAGAGCGGGCCUACACUGUCAACCAUGAAACCAGCCACCCACCACCUGCCAAGGUCUUUGUCUGUGACCAGGCUGAGAGCGCCAAGGGCUUCAGUCUGGCUGGUACGCUGGACAGCUCCACAGAGUUUAUGUACCAGAUUAUCGACCAGGUCCUCCCGGGGAGCCCGGGAAAGGCUGGAUCUACCAACGAGGCAGCUCCAGAAUCUUCCAUUUUAUCAACCAGAAAGGAUGGCCGGAGGUCCAACUCUUUGCCAAGCAAGAAAACUGUCCACUUUGAGGCUGACUUGCACAAGGAUGCCUCGUGUAGCAAGGACCCUUUCUACAGCUCAGACUUCCGCUUUGAGGGGAGCCCAAAGGCGGCAAAGGACCUGUCAAAGCAGGAUGGCCACGUCUUAUUGGUUGAGGUUGCCAAGGAAAAGAAGCCAGAACAGGAAGCCAGGCCAGUGCUAGAAGCUGCCUCAGACAAGGUCCCUGGAGACAUUAGUGUGGAUGGUCUGUCCCAUGAUGCUCAGUCUCCCCAGGACUCCUCAUUCUACAAUGGCACUGUAGAAAGUCCAAUCAGCCAAGGUGAGAAAAGCCCCUCUCCCCCAUGCCCUGGAGAUCACACUAUCCUGGCCAACUCCACUGAGCUCAGGGUCCAGCUGCAGACUGCCGAGCCUAUGGACAAAGAUGACUAUUUUGAAGCCAUCCCACUAAAGGCUUCGAAGUUUAACAGAGACCUAGCAGAUUUCGCCUCCACCAGCCAGGCUUUUGGUAAGGCUCCACCACCCCAUGAGAAGACAUCUGAGGAAGAAGAGGGUUCCGAGAAUCACACUGAGAAACUGGGGAAAAGGAAAUCAAAGUCUCCCCACACAGAGACAGAGUCCACUGACUCCGAAGUGGACCCCCACGAGCUCAAGCCUCCUCCCAAGGGCCCCGAACGGGAAGAUUGUGGCCAUCCUUUGCCUCCAGAAGGAACACCUGCAGAUAAAAAGCCCGAAGUGUAUGAAAAGGCCAAGAGAAAAUCCACCCGGCACCGCAGCGAGGAAGAAGGAGAAACAGAAAGCGCCGUUUCCGGGGUUGGCAGAGAAAUGGUGUCCAAUCCUCCGAGUACCGGCGUCAGCCUGGAGACCCUCAGGAGUCACAGUGAAGAGGGCUUGGAUUUCAAACCUUCCCCACCACUCUCCAAGAUCUCCGUCAUCCCCCACGACCUGUUUUACUACCCACACUACGAGGUGCCCCUGGCCGCAGUGCUGGAGGCUUACGCAGAAGGUGGGGAGGAUUUAAAAAGUGAAGACGUAGAGCUGGAGGGGCAGGAAGAGAGCUAUAUGCAGGACUCCAGGGACGAGGAUGAGGAGGCCCACAGCUCCCAAAGCAGCUGCAGUUUCUCCUUGCCUGUUGACAACAGCCACCCCAGCGUCAGUGACCAGGCAUCCCAUGUCGACGGGAACUCUGAGGGGCCCACCUCAGCCUCAGGACCCGUUUCUCUGCCCUCCCAAAAGGACCACCAACCAAGGGAAACCAAAGAGAAUGGUCCUGGGGAGAGCCAUCAGUCCCAAGAACCCUCAAACCCGGAACUCCCCACAAAGCUGUUAGAAGAAAAGUUAAUGGAAACCUCAACCAGCAGUAAAAAGAAAGAAAAAAGGAAACAUGUGGACCAAGUAGAAAGCUCAUUAUUUAUAGCCCCUGGGACUGUCCGCUCCUCAGAUGACCUUGAAGAAAACCCCUGUGAACACAGGGUCCCUUCCAGGAAUAGUCACAGUGACUCCAGCAUUUACAUUCGGCGACAUGCUAAUAGGUCUUUGGAAUUGGACCACUUUAGCUAUGUUCAGUUGAGGAACGCAGCCGAUCUGGAUGACAGGAGAAACAGAGUGCUAAACAGGACUGGCACCAACCCCUCUGGAGAAGCUGUGGCCCUGGGGAGCCAGAGUCCACCCAACGACUCCUUGACACAGUUUGUACAACAGCCCGAUGUGAUCUAUUUCAUUCUCUUCCUCUGGCUCCUGGUUUACUGCUUGCUACUCUUCCCCCAGCUUGAUGUCAGUCGGCUCUGAAACGUGUCUGGAGAAUAAAAAGUCAGGACCCUGACCAGGGUGGAGUCUUCCUACCGCAUCUUACUGUCUGUUCAGGGUCGAGCCACUUCUAAGAGAUGGAAGACCUCGGAGGGAACACAGGCCCCACCUCCUGCCGCUGUCUGGUUCAGUCUUUGCUCGCGUUUCCCCUUGAUUCUCUAAGACCCUCGAGCGUGCUUUCCUCCCUCACUGUGUGCUCCAAGCUCAGGUUUGAGGCUGGAUCUGUGGACAGGAUAUCUCCUUAUGUGCCUUGUUUGGUCAGAUGCGAGUCUUUCCUAAUGUGUACCCCAAACCUGGGUCUUAGCAUGUGCACAUGCAGGUUUCUAAGGUCCUGGAGGAGCUUGGGUUACUUACUUUUACCUUAGGGGAGGGUCUGUCUGAUUUCGAGAAGGAACAGAAUCCACAGUAGGAAGAAAGGGGCCCAAUUUUCCUCCAAGUGUUUGAGUGAAGAUCCUACGACUCCCACGAACCUGUUCCAGCCUGAGGAUCCAUUACGUUGACUGGGGGAGUUCAAUAGCUCAUACCUGCCAUCUCCCCAGGAAUUACACCUGGGCGUUGGCAGACUCCAAAGAAGUCACUGGUAUUUUGCCUUGGUGUCCUCUGAGGGUUGCAUUUUUUUUUUAAUUCACUUUCGUAUUGAUUGGUUUGAGGUAGAGCUGUAGUUUGCAAGCCUUCAUGCCAGCAGGACCUCCUACAGAAGAAAGCAGAGAAGGGGCCAGACUAGAACUGCAUCAAAAGCAAGGCUCCUGCUUACUGGGAUAGCCCUGAGGCUCCCUCCCACUCUAUAUGGAACCUGAAGUCUCUGUGAGGCAGCAUGAGGAGCGCCCCCUCAUGGGGGUGGGAGAUGGAGGGGAGGAGAUCGCUGGAAGUGCCCAGGCCGGAAUAAGCUCCCACGAACACAGAACUGGGAGCGUUCCUGCAGGUUUCAGGGUGCCCACCUUGGCACCAGCACCCUUCUCAGCAACCAUAACAGAUAUUCCAAGGCUUUCUGCAAAGUGCCAAGGUGUAGGCUGGGGCAGGCAGCUUGCAAAAGGAGAAAGGUUUCUUUCCUCACCCUCCUGUCAUCCUCAGCUCCCACCGUAGCAUCCUCUGUGUUCUUCUCUGUGAAGACUCAGGUCUGGGAAGACUCUAGGCUUCUCCUCCCCUUCCCAUCCCUCUUAAGUAUCUCCUAGGCGGCCCUUAUAAAACCAUAAACUGUUAGUCUCAGGAGGGGGCCUCAGGGAGCAUCUUGUUUCGCUGAACUCAGAGAGGCAGAGCAGGCUGGCCAAUGUCACACAGCCCACUCGAAACAGACUGGCCAUGAGCCCCCAGUCCAGAACUGUUGUUUUUGUAGAAAACUUCAAGUCAGGUACACAAAUAUCCUGAAAAAGCUAAGUAAAAUGUCCUCACUCUAACAAAGCCAUCACUUUUAGACCUUCUAUUAGUCCUUGAUCUUAUCCUUAGCUCCUUCUAGAAUGUUCUUGACAUCUGUAAAAGCUUAUGUAUUGGUGACUUCUCCUGCUGCUGUGACAAAGUAACUGACAAAAACAACUUAAGAGAUGAGGGGGGAGGAGGUGAGCUGGGGCUCAGAGUUCCAGGGUACCAUCUGUGAUAAACAGGGUGUGGGGAUCAUAGCAGCAGGAGCGUGAGGCAACUGGCCACACUGUGUCCACAGUCAGGAAGCAGAGAGAGAUGGACGAUGGUGCUCAGCCACUUUCUCCCUUCUGUUCAGGGCGGGACCCCCAGCCCACAGAAGGGCACUGCUCAUAUUCAAAGUUGGCCUUGCCUCUUUCUGGAAAAACCCUCAGAGAUACAUGCAGAGGUGUGUUUCCAUGCCAAUACUGAACACAGUCAAACCGACGAUGGAGAGGAAACAUCACAUCUUGCAUUUGACAUACGAGCAUUGUUCUUGGUCCAGGUGUCAUUCUCCUUAAGCAAGCCAAGGACUUGCUUAUAUUUAAACACAAUUCAGACUGUUUACAUUGCACAUUGAGUCAGGACAGCAAAAACCCUGGCUUCUCAACCAUUUUGAUUGGUAUCUGCCUCCCCUCCCAAAAAGAAUUGAGGCCUUCUAAGGGGAAAGCUUUUGGGAGCUUGGGACAAUUCCAGAUUGAAGUCCCAAAGCUCCAUAGAAAGUGAACUGCUUAAUGAGCUCCCUGGUCCCAUUGGCAGUUCAAAAGAACAGAUGAUAAAGGUCAUAUGUGUGAUGUUUUAUGACCUAGCACAUUGCACAGUCCUUGCCCAGAUGAGGUACCAAAGAAGAGCUGACCCAGAUGUGAAUCGUUUAUUUUAUGGGUCUAGACCUUGGUCAGAAGUCUCUGCACGCUGUUUCUCGCCUCCUACAGCUUAUAACAGCCUUUAAAACUUCUGCAGGCAAGAUGCCCAAGAGUCAUUCAAUUCAGGCUGGCAGGAAGUUGACUAUUUUAAAGAAAAAAAAAAAAAACCUAAUCUCAUUUGAGUGUGGGGGUAUAUAGAAGAGACUGGAAAUGGAAAGCUGAUGGACAAGCCAUCCAACCACUUGACAUCUUAAUUUUUUUUUAUUUUUAAAGUGUGUGUGUGUGUGUGUGUGUGUGUGUGUGUGUGUGUGUCUUAUGUCCUUACCAUGUGACUGGGCAUAGAUCUGCAGAUGGAAAUAGUGCCCUUUGCUGCUCCUUUCCAAUGACAUUCUUAAGAUCUCUGCUGCCAUUCCCAUCCCCAUGCCUUUCUGCAUGAUGCAGAUGCUCCCCAUCCCAGGAGACAUGCCCAGUCUCUUUCUCUUGGUGACCUGACCUGAGUGUGUUGUGUCCUUGCUGUAGCACCUGUGCUGAGUCCUCAUGGAAAAUUUCCUAAAUUCUCUUGCAAUACUUUUUUUUUUCUUUCUGGAUCCCUGGUUAUCCCAGUGUUGGACCUCCCUGGCUCAUCCCCUCAUAUUUUUAUCUCGUAAGUCUCCCACUUCUGUUUUUAUCUGCUUUCAGGGGGAUUUAUUCCAUCUUCUCUUCUCAACAUGAACGUUUUUUUUUGAAAUUCCUUCUUGUUCUCCGGGUUUUGUUGCAUAGCAUCCUGUCUUCGUUCAGGAGUGUCAGGUUUGGGUGGUUUUUGUUUUUGGGUUUUUUUGUUUUGUUUUUUGGCUGAUGUGUUAAGAGUGUUGCCUGCUCUCGGAAUCGCCUUUGUUUCUUCUCUGUCCCAUAUCUCUUGGUUGGGCUGGGUCUCUGCCUUCCACAUUAUGAAUAGAUCUCCACGUCUAUUCACGUUUCAGGGUGAUGUGUCCAGGAGCUGGCAGGAAGCUCUGACAACCAUCUAGGAAGAUCCUUCUCUAGUGCUGCCCAGUGGCACCCCCGGGAGCCUGCCAUAUCAGUAGUUGCAUGUUUCUUCCGGGGCUUAACUUGCGUUUUCUUACAGGUCUUCCCACCGCUCCCCGCUGGAAAAGAGGGACACAGGCAAGGCUGCCGCUAGCCCCUGCAGUGUACUUGUGCACUCUUAGCGAUGGUGUCCCCUCUGGGCAGAGGCCACCAACCAUACCCGUUUGGUUUAAUUGGCGGAGGACAGCUGUUGUCUCUUUCUCUGAGCAGAUACAGCCCUCAGCUAGGACAGAACAAAGUCUCUGGGUUUUAACUCCAACAUGCUCCCUUGGUCAGGAGCACAAACCAGAGGAUGAGACCCAGAAACCUCUGGGUACUGUGUUCUGGCCCUGAAGUACACAGUCUCAGGAAUUACUAUGUAACCUCCAGAACCUGCUCUUGUCUUGCUUAGUCUGUCCCUGGGUUGCAGUUUUCUCGUUCGCUACGGGGGCAGGAGGUCCACAAAUCAGCACUGAAUCUUACCCUACCUUCACCAUUCCAAACCACAAGCCCAUUUUAGGUGCCACAGUGGGCGGUUCCUCAGUGCUCCACCCUGCAGGCGCACGGUAUGAGGACCCUUCCUGGCCUCUUUCUCUCUUGGGUUCCCCUUCAGCUUUGUUUGGGUGGUGCCUGGCCUUUGACCUGUCCUUUCCUGCCCCUGACUGUGGAACUUCCUCUUCUUUGCAUUUAUUCCAACAGAUGUCAAACGUAAGUAAGCACCUAUGUUCAAUACUCCAUCCUUUGCGACUUUUGCUGCCUUUUGUGUUUGUUCUUUGAGACAUGGUCUUACUAAAUAGUCCAGGCUGGCCAUGAACUCUUGAUCCUCCUGCUCCAUUCUCCCAAGUGCUAGGUUACAGGCAUACACCACCAUGCUCGGCUUCUGUGUGGCAUCUUGAUCCAUAAAUGCCUCUGUGUUUUCUUGCUGGUUGAGUUAGGUGGCUCACCAUCCUGCUGACUUCAUUAUCAGCUUGUCUUGGAUGAAUCUUCUGAAGCCAUGAGAUGUCAAGGGUAGGAGAGCAUCAGGCGGCACAAGGAAGCUCUGUUUGCAGGUCAUGGCUCAGAGUGGUCCUUUUUCUCUUAUAUUUCCAGUUUUGCCACCUGCUCCCACGGAAAAUUUAAAUCUCUGAAAUCCUUACAAGACACAGUCUAUGAGGUUACAUGGUUUCUAGCCCCACUGUGCCUGGCACCCAGCUCCCCACUUCCAGGAGAAUGUCCACACUGGCAUUUGCCAGACAGCAGACAAGGUUCUUUACCAGUUGGUGUCUGGACUGUGGGGAGGAUUUCCCCCUAAAAGUGUGUGGCUUUCCCUAGCUGUCGGUGACAGAGCCUGGGGGUUCCUGACAGGUGUGACCUUGGAGGAGAAAUAUGCUCCAACACUCUAUCUCCAGGCCAGUGUUUCUCCACUGCUGGGCUCAGCCUAGAUUGAGCAGCAUUCACCUGCACUGUAAGCAGUGGCAUCAAGAGGGCAAGGCUUCUCCAAGUCAUAGUCUGGUGGUGUUGGGGCUCAUGUGAAGGUCUAAUACCUUCUUCAGAGAUGAAACUGAGGCAGAGGAUCAAAAGUGACUCUCCAGCAACAAUACCAACACAGGCAAUUCAGUAAGGCAUUAUGUCAAAACAAACAAACAGAAACAAAGAAAGCAAAAAUGAGGAAAGAUAGACUCAUCACCUUUGUAGCUAGUGACUUUGGUGUGGACAUUCCUUCCCACUGAAGGUUUAUAUGAAACUCCAGCCACCCUUAGUGAGGCCUCAGAACACCCCUGGAGCGCAUCUCGCCAAGUCAACCAAUGAAUAGUGAGGGCACCUUGGAAGAACAUAAUGAGCCUGGCUUCCAUUGUGAGAGCUGUCUCUUUCUGUGGAUGUCACUUGCUUGAUGAAGUCAACUCCUUCCUUGUGAGUUCAUCUCUUCCUCAAACUGCAGAGGGCUGAGUGAAGUCUGAGGCCUAGCCUCCCUCUCCCUCUUGCUUGGAGACACUGUCCUUAGGAGUCUCCACUCAUUUUUCUGUCUGGACUCAGGAUGAGGCAAGUACAGCAUCCAGGAUCUGAGUAGCAGCCAAGUCUUCUAGCUUGGCCAUCAUCUAUGGUCCUGAUGAGGCAGCUGUUCUCAUGAGCACUUCCAGGACCUAGGCCGAGUGGCUGCAGAUUGUUAGUACUGGGUUUGUUUGUUUUGUUUUUUUCUCAUUGGCCGAAAAUUGCUAUGGAGGUUUCCACCCAUUAGCCAACGUGAGACAGCCCAGAGUGACACAGAAAAGCCAUGCCUACACUGUGCCUCAUUCCCUGACAUUUACUGGACUAUGGCUUCUGCCAGCUUCUCUCUAGUCCCACGAUACCUUAUCGCCAGCUGCCCAGUCUUAAAUCUAGCAGCUUUUACAAGAGGAAGUGUUAAGCCAUUGUAUACUUGUAAACUCGCUUGGCCCUGCCAACAGUCCAGGGAAGUAUUUUCUUCAGGGAGGAUCAAAAACACUGGAAAGAGUCAACAGGUGGCCACAGCUUAGAGCCAACAACCUCCGACUUUUGUGAUGAACUUCACUGCUUAGAAAUACAGUGAUAACCUGAGGAGACUCUGAUUCUGAGGUAGCAGUCUAUUUGGGAGUUGUGGAUGGGUUUCUGAGUCAGCCCUUCCUUACGAGUAUACCCUCUCUCUACCCCACCAACCUGUGUCAUAAGCUCUUAAAUCCCUCAGGAGUACGUGAAAUCCAUGGUUAACCUACAAACGCAAAUUUACAACAACAGCAACAAAAUGUUGGCCUCCAGCUUUGUAGCAGUAAAAUCUCAUCAUCCAAAACCAAACACACAGCCUCACAGUCACUUCGGUCAACACCAUGUCCUGCCCCAAACUGCUCCCCCUCUCUCCCUCCAACACAUGUUUCUCAGAGAAAGAAUUCAGGUUUUCUUUCUCCUCUAAACAUAAACCUAGAGAAAGAAGCAUUUAGUGAAAAAUAAGGAUUAAAGCCAGCCAUGGUGGUGCACACCUAUAAUCCUAGCACUGAGGAGUCUGGGGCAGGAAGGUUUGCCAGCCUGGACCGGGGAGUAAAAUGCUAUCUCAACAAAACAAAACAAAUCAAACCAAUUGCCCCCCCCAAAAAAAACCCCACAAAAUAAGCUUUAAAAAGAAUUAUUUUUAUGUGUGUGAAUGUUUUGCCUGAAUGUAUAUAUUUGUACUCCGUGUAUAGUGCCCUGAGAGUCCAGAAUAGGGUGUUGGAAACCCUGGAACUGGAGUUACAAAAAGUUUUGAGCCAAACCCAGGUUGUCUGUGAGAGCAGCCAGUGCUCUUAAAUCACUGGGCCAUUUCGAAAACCCUGCAAAUAAAUUUUUUAAAGUGUCAAAACAAUGGCAGAAGGCUGUGAAUUCCUUGGAUGAAGUCAUAAUCAACCUAUUACAUGGGACUCCUUUUUCUUUAAGUUUAAAAGUCAUGAACUUUGCAUUGUUAUUUACAAAAAGAAAAAAGAAAAAGUAAUAGAAAAAUCCCACUUGUUUCAGCAAAUGCUUUUUUUCCAGGACAUCAAAAGUCAGUAGACUAAGACUGCAAGGCUGUGAGCAAAGGACAGCCAUAGAAUGCCUGUGUCCUUAAAUGCCCCGUGAGGAAUGAGACAUGUUUUAAAGGAAAGUUGGGAAGUUCCCAGGUCUACAGCAGCCUCUGGUCUGGAAAUCACUCCCUGGCUCAGCCAUGGCACUUUACCUCUCUGGCUGGAAGGCUGAAGGACCGAAAACAAAAGCCCUUUGGGUUUUAAAGUUUCAGGCUCAGCAAGGCAUCUCUUUGUUUUCAUCUCAGUGCAUGGCCUGUUCACUCCAUAAAUGCACUUGUGUAAAUGAAUAGACUGCCAAACUUUAGCGCUUGGUUUAGUGUCCAAGAAAGGUGCCUUGGGAAGAAGUUUGGUCAGCCACGGGUAGCCUUACUGUCACAAGGUUUGGAGUAGAACUUGGGGAGCUCUAAGUCUACACCCCAGACAGUUUCUGGGUGGAUGGGGGUUUCUUUGAAAUUCAAAAAUUCAGCUGUAAGGAUAAUUAGGUAUAGGCGACUGCCUGGAUCUUUCCAUCACUCCCAGCCUUUCCCUCUUACACUAGCAAAGAGAGCUGUGUAGAGCAUCCUUGGGGAGGGAGUGGUAUGGAGGUUAGGGUCUACAGUAAAGGGUGAACCUGCCUUCUGCCCUUGAAGUUGGACCUAAGAUGCUCCUACCUGCAUUAUUUACUUUUGUGAUGAUAACACCAGCCAAAGACAAACAGGAAAAUGGGCUCCCAAGCGUUGUUGGGACAGGUUGUUUAGCCUGGAGACAGGACUGUGUUCAGAGUAUAGCCCCUGAUACUGACCAGUGUUUCAUUUUUUUCACAGCCUGAGAUAUAGUUAGCAAACUUAAUGCUUUCUCAGUGGCAUGGUAGAGGACUUCAUGGCUUGUGCCUGAAAGUUGCAGAACUGCUGGGGACAAAAGCAAAAUGUUAUUUUGUGGUACAAGGAUUAUUUUUGUCUAUUUAGUGUGCCUAGCUAUAGCUUUAUUAAAACAAAGGGAUCUUUGUAAAAAAAAAAUGCUGUACAAAUGUGCGCUCUUAUUUAUUGAUUAUUGUAAAUGAAGAUAUAAAUGGAUAUUUGCAUAAUUUAUACCUGUGGGAAAGUCCUUGGAGUAUUUGUUACUUGACUGUUUUCUAUCAUGGAACAUUGGGCCUGGUGCUAUGAUGAAUGACCUUGUAAAAUCACAUGUAUUCUUAAGAAAAAUUUUCAAUAUAAAUUUCUUGAAGUGA
Molecule: messenger RNA, 11186 nt
Organism: Psammomys obesus (fat sand rat)
Lineage: Eukaryota; Metazoa; Chordata; Mammalia; Rodentia; Muridae
Gene: Clmn
Product: calmin
Exons: 14
Coding region: 1-3141 (1046 amino acids)
Biological process (GO): nuclear migration; negative regulation of cell population proliferation
Cellular component (GO): meiotic nuclear membrane microtubule tethering complex; nuclear outer membrane; cytoplasm
Molecular function (GO): actin filament binding
Source: RefSeq, a predicted model, not a curated record